Messenger RNA from Thermothielavioides terrestris NRRL 8126, 927 nucleotides. RefSeq lists its product as uncharacterized. NCBI's taxonomy places the organism in Eukaryota, Fungi, Ascomycota, Sordariomycetes, Sordariales, Chaetomiaceae. The coding region runs from base 1 to 927 and encodes 308 amino acids. The transcript has 2 exons. The record is from RefSeq and is a predicted model, not a curated record.
AUGGCUCCCAGAGGCAAAAACAACGGCUCGGAGGCCGAACCGACUCCCGCCGAGACGAUUCUCUCGAGGUUCACCCAGCGCGAGCAGAACAUCAUGCUCCACACGAUCAUCGCCCUCCCUGGUUUCCCGGCUGGCACUGAAAUCGACUACGCCAAGGUGGCUCGGCGCCUUGGCCUCCAGAACCCGCGCUCCGUCAGCAACGCCUGGUCGGAGAUCAAGAAGAAGGUCGCCCAAUUGGAGAAGGACGAGCGCGAGGAGCUCGGCCUGUCGACCGACGACGAGGCCGACACCAACGCGGCCAAGGGCGGCGCUGCCAAGCGCCCCCGCAAGCGCGCCCGCACCUCCGCCGCCGCCGCCAAGGGUGCCGCUCCCGCCCCGCCCGCGCCGGCCACGCCGGACGAGUCCGCCCUCGCCCCCCCGCCCAAGCGCCGCCGCCGCAGCAGAGUCGCCAGGGCCGCCUCCCCCGCCUCCUCCGCCACCGCCGUCGGGACCACCCCCGCCUCCCCCGCCGACGCCCCGUCCCCGCCCGGCUACGGCGACCUCCUCCCCCUCCCCUCUCCCGGCGGCCCCCAGCAGCAGCAGCUGGGCGGCUACGCCGUCUACCCGUCCCAGCGCGCCGCCAUCAAGGCGCACGGCGGCUCGCUGUUCGCCCCGGAGCUCCCGCCCCCCACCGGCGAGGAGCUGCUCGCGCGGCUGGAGGUGGAGAGGCGCCGGGCUGCCCGGGAGGCACUCGAGGCUGCCAAGAGAGUUGCGGCUGCCCGCGCUGCGGUGGCUGCUACUGUUGCUCGUCCCGCCGCCCGUGCUGCGGCCGACGACAUGGCUGAGGACGACGACGAGGAGGAGGACAAGAAGGCUGCCGGCAUGAUCAAGCUGGAGCGGAUUGUCGAGGAGGACGGCCGUGAGGCGUACAUCUCCGGCGAGAUUUGA